AUGGGCAGUGGAGAGAAGAGUCUAAGAAAUUUCCAUCUGCACCUGCCUCACCUUCACCAUCAUCACCAUAGUCAUCAUGGUGGGAAGAAACAAGGGAUCAGAGAUGUUCCAAAAGGGUGCUUGGCAAUCAAGGUGGGCCAGGGUGAAGAGCAGCAGAGAUUUGUGGUGCCUGUGAUUUACUGCAAUCACCCACUCUUCAUUCAGCUCUUGAAGGAGGCUGAGGAGGAGUAUGGCUUUGAUCAGAAGGGCACCAUCACCAUCCCUUGCCACGUGGAGGAGUUUAGGUACGUCCAAGGCAUGAUUGAUAGGGAGAAGUCCCUCCACCACCCUCACCACCACCACCAUCAUCAUGUUGUUGGGUGCUUUAGGUUGGAAGAUGAUGGCAAAGAUGAUGUGAUGAUGAUGAAAAAAAGAUAA
Prunus armeniaca (apricot) is the source of this 417-nucleotide messenger RNA. NCBI's taxonomy places the organism in Eukaryota, Viridiplantae, Streptophyta, Magnoliopsida, Rosales, Rosaceae. The record is from the annotation of a GenBank genome assembly.